Messenger RNA from Plasmodium falciparum 3D7, 11802 nucleotides. RefSeq names its product putative protein dopey homolog. Lineage: Eukaryota; Apicomplexa; Aconoidasida; Haemosporida; Plasmodiidae. The record is from RefSeq and is a predicted model, not a curated record.
AUGAUAAAGAAGAGUGAGGAAUCUAAACGCCUGUUGAGGAAGAAAUUGAACAAUGACAUAACGAAUAUUUUAUUACUUUUUGAGAAAGUACAAGAGUGGGCAGAUUUAAGUAAUAUAUUACAAAAGUUAUAUUUGACUAUAGAGAAAUAUGAAUUAUUUGUUAAUGUAUCAUCAAAAUUUUUAUUAUUUCGAAGAUUAUCACAAUGUUUGAAUCCUUUAUUACCAUCAGGAGUACAUUCGAAAGCAUUGAUAAUAUAUUCAUCUAUUUUUAAAAAGGUGGAGAUGGAUUUUUUUAUAAAUAAUAUUCAUAUAUUAUGUUCUGGUAUAUUUGAGUUUAUGUUACAUUGUACCAUAAAUUUAAAAACAAUAUAUUUUAAAAAUAUAAAGAGUAUAUUACGUUUAAAAGAAAAUGUCUAUAUAUUUGCGUAUGCUUUAUUAUUAUCCUUAUUUAAUGUGGUUGACAGCGAUAAUAAUAUUUUGUUAUAUAUAUAUUCUAUAAAUAAUUAUAUUGGAGAAAAUAUAUUUUUUAAUAAUAUAUGGUUAUUAUUAUUAAGACAUCCAGAAAUCAGAACAAAUAUUUUAAAUUUCUUAGAAGCAUCUUUUAGUCCACAAAUAUAUUUAUUAUCAAAAGAAAGAAUUAAAAUGCUUCUUCCUUAUAAGGACCAUUUAGUAUUAUCAUCCAUAAUUUAUUGCUUAAAUGACAAGAAUAUAUUAAACCAAAGAAUAACAUUAAGUUUGUUAAUAAAUAAUUUCCCCUUAUCACAUGUACCAAAUAAAAAAAAUAAAAAAAAAAUUAUUGAUAAAAGUAAAAGUAAUGAUUACCAUAUGGAUAAACCUCCUUAUUCUCCAUUCAAUGCAAGUACAUCAUCCGUUAUAUUAAAUAAUAGUAAUAUGGAUAGUAUGAAUGAUAAUAGAAUAAAUGAAAAUAAUAUAAAUAAUAAUGAUAAUAAAAGACAUAAUAUUCAAAUAAAUAAUGAUUAUUUAUUUGGAGAUAUGAUGAAUAAACAAAAUGAUACAACAAUUAUGCAAUCUAAUAAAAUGUUGAACCGUCAUAAUAUUAUAGGAGAACAGCAUCUGGAUGAUGAUUUAUUAUCUUCAAUUCAUGAUGAUAAUAGUGAAAAAAAAAAUAAUAAUAAUUUCAUGUUAUUAAAUGAAAAUAAUAAAAUAUCAACUUCCAAAGAACAUUUAGAUAAUAUGCACAAUCGUGGUAUUAAAAGUCAUGAAGAUAUUAUGGGUUCUAAUCAAAAUAAAAUGAACCUUUCUAAUGAUGAAAAAGACCAUUGGGGGGGAAAUUUAAAUAGUAAGGUUGGUAAUUAUGAUGAUAAAAAUAUAUGUGGAAAGAAGCAUUUAGGAUUAAAAUCUGAAUAUGGACAAGUUUCAUAUGACGAAAGUUUAGAAAGGAGAUUGAAUAAUAAUAAUAAUAAUAAUAAUAAUAAUAAUAAUAAUAAUAAUAAUAAUGGUGAUAAUUUAAAAUAUCAGGGUAGUGUAGAUUAUGAUGAACAUGAUAUAAGUAUGUCAACAGAAAAUGAUAAGUAUGGAAAAAUGGGAAAUGAAAAUAUGAACGAUGUUUUUAUAUCUAAAGGGAAAAUGAUGAGAAAAGGAUAUGAAGAUGAUGGCCAUCAUCAUAUUAAUAUAAAUGAUGAUGACAAUUUGAAUUAUGAUGAUAAUGAAGAUGACGAAUAUGGUAAUUAUCAUAACAAUAAUUAUAAUGAUCGAAAUUAUUUUAAUGAAUAUGAUGAAGACGAUCAAUAUGAAAAUAAUAAUAAUAAUAAUCAUAGUAAUAAUAAUAAUAUGCUUCAUUUAGGAAGUGUUGAUAGAAAUAGAAGAAAACAAUUAAAAAAAAAAAUAAAUAAUAUAGGACAAACAAAUAACUAUGAUGAUGAUGAAGAAGAGGAGGAUGAGGAGGAAGAGGAUAAUAAUAACAAUACUUCAUAUAAUAAUAAUAAUAAUAAUAGUAGUAGUAGUAGUAGUAUCUUUUUUAGUGAUACUAGUAAAAAAUUGAUUGCGAGAAAUGUAAUAUUUUUAUUAAAAAAAUCAGAUAUAGGUUUGAAUAGAAGAAUUUUUAAAUAUUUAUAUUUAUAUGAAAGUAACGAUGAAAAGAAUUUUAAAGAUAAAGAAAUAAAUUUUGAAAACUAUAAAAUAUAUUGUGAAACAAUAAUUGAUAUAUUAGAAAACAAGUCUGAUGAUAAUUAUAAUAGUAUAGCUGAAGUUAUAUAUAUAUUAUUUAAGAAUAAAGAUUAUAUUAAUAUAAAUCGAUAUAUUAUGGAACAAGUGUUUUUAUACUUAUUAAAUUUUUGUUAUAAGAAUAGAGAAGAUACAUCUAUAAAAUCAUUUUUAAAGAAUAUGUUAAAUUUAAAUUUAAUAAGUUAUGAGAAUAUAUUAAAUAUAUUUUUAUAUACAUUUUAUUAUUUAAGAAGAAAUGAUGAUUUAUUUGUACAUUAUACAAAUAUAUAUAUAAAGAAAUAUAUUAACUUAUUAAAUAUCAUGACAUUUUUUGUAGAGUUUAUAAAACAUAUGAAUAAAUAUUUGUAUAUACAAUUUUUAUUUCAUUUCAAUUUAGCUACCUUAAAAUUAAUGAAUUUUUUGAAUUUGAAGAUAAUAAAUAUAAUAAAAAAAUAUAGUCAUGUCAAAGAUUUAAAUGAAAAAUAUUUUAUAGAUUCUAAUGAUGUGGUGUCAGGAAGACAUAGUACUUUAUAUUAUUUUUAUUUCUUCGUUACACAUUACAAUAAUUAUUAUUUGAAUAAAUGUUUAAGUAUCAUAGUGAAGGAUAUAUUACCACAGAAUCCUUCAAAUCGAAAAAUGGGUAAUUACCAAUCUCAUUAUUAUGCGAAUAAUAAGCAUAUGUUAUAUAUGAAUACACACGAAAUUCAUAGUGCGCGUAUGGAAGAAUAUUCAAAUAAAAUCCAAAAGGUGGGAUUCAAAAACGAAAUAGUUGAUCGAAAAAAUAAAUAUGAUAAUAAUGAGUAUAGUGAGAGUGAGAUUAAAAUGAGAGCGGUUGAUAAUUCUAUGAAUUAUAUAAAGAGGAAGGUGAAAAAGAAGAAUAUGGAAAGUAAGGAUAGUAGUAAUAGUAUGAGUAAUAUGGAGAUUAAUACAAAUAGCACAAUGGCAAAUCGUUUAAACCAUAUGCAACAUAUUCAGCAUGAUGGUAUAUCCAGUAUGGAACAUAUGAACAACAAAAUUAACGACAACAACAAUAAUAAUAAUGUGAAUUAUUUUUUCGAUGGUAAUAAUAGUAAUAAUAAUAAUAAUAAUAAUAUUUUGGAAAAUAAUAACAAACUAUAUUUCGAUAAGGGUUAUAAUGGUAACUAUUCCAAAAUUGAAAAUGACCAAUCUUUUCAUAAUAUUCUUAUGAAAUAUAAAUUUAAAUUGAAACAAAAUUUAAUUGACGCUAUUAUUAAGAAUCAUGAAUUAUAUUUCUUUACAAAUAAUUGUGAAUAUAUUAUUUUUUUAUUUUAUAAUUAUCAUUUAUUAAUAGAAAAGGAAAAAUUAAAUAAAAGUUGUUUUUAUUUUUUAAAAAAUAUAUUAAAUAAUUGUACAUGUGAAAAUAAGAAUAAAUUUUAUUUUUGGUGUUUCUUAUUUUUACAUAUAAUACGUAUCAAUUUUAAUAAAUCCUUGUUAAAGAAUUAUAAAAUUAAAGAAGCUGGUGAUGACACUGAUGAUGAUGAUGAUGAUGAUGAUGAUGAUGAUGACGAGGAGGAGGAUGACGACGAUGAAGAUGACGACGAUGAAGAUGACGAAGAGGAAGAUGAUGAAGAAGAUUUAGGUGUGGAUGGUUUGAAGAAUAUGUCAUCCAAAAAAGGGAAAAAGAAAAAGAAGAAAAGUGUACAUAAAAAUAAAUUGAUGAAUAAGAAAUAUGGUAGAGGAGGUAGUAGCAAAUAUUAUUAUUAUUUGACAAGUGAUAAAGAAAUAAUGUUACAUGGGGGCAUGAUGGGAGGUGUAAAUUAUAGUGAUAUGGAACAUGAUGAAGAUAAUUUAGAUGUCGAUGAUGAAGAUGAACAAAUGUUUAGUUAUAAUAAAAAUAAGAUAAGAAAUAAACAUUUUGGUGAAUUAAAUAAAAUGAAAUAUAUGAAUGAAGAUAUAACAAAUAACAACAACAAUAUCAAUAAUAAUAGUAAUAAUAAUAAUAAUAACAAAAACAAUAUUAACAAUAAUAAUAAUAAUAAUAAUAAUAAUAAUAAUAAUAAUAACAAUUUGAACAAUUUGAACAAUUUCAACAAUAAUGUUAGUAUUAAUAAUGGUAAUAAUAAAUAUCGUAAUUAUUUUCGAAGUACUGAAGAAGAAUUAUUAUUUAAUAAAAGAUUUGUCGAGUUUUUAUUACCCUAUUCAAAUAAUAUAGCAAAAUAUAUUUUUCAAUAUAUAAAAAUAUUGAAGAAAAAUAAAAAGUUUAUAAAGUUAUUCUUUGAUAUAAAUUAUUUAUAUUUUUUCUGUGAUAAUAUGUUUUGUCUAAAGAUUUUAAAGAAAAGUUUAAAAUGUAAAGAUAAUCAUGAGUUAACUAUAAAUGUAAAAGUAAUAUUGGAAUAUAUAAUUAAUAGUAAGACAAAUGAAUAUCAUAUAAUUCAUUCCAAUUUUUAUAAUUUAACGCACGAUGUAUUUAAGCUAUAUAACAGACGUAAUAAUUUGAUAAAUUAUUAUUUAAUAAAAUAUAUAAUGAGAAAUAAGGAAAAUUUGUCCUAUAUAUUUGAUAAUAUAAUUAUAAGUAUGUUUGAUUUGAUAACAGAAAUAGAAAAUUUGUAUGAAAAAAUAGAAAUGAUGAAAAAGGACUUGUCCUAUAGCAUGAUGAAUAAUAAUGAUCAUGUGUAUGAUCCUAAUGGUAUGAUUGAAGCGGCAGAUCAAAGAAAAUCGCAUUAUGUAUCUUUGAAGGAUAACAUGAAUAAUAUGAAUAACAUGAAUAACGUGAAUAACAUGAAUAACGUAAAUAACAUGAAUAACGUGAAUAACGUGAAUAACGUGAACAAUGUGAACUACCAUAACAACACCAUUAAUAAUAAUAACAAUAAUAAUAAUUUUUCUAAUCAUACCUCAUAUGUGAACGAAAAAACACAAGAGAAUAAUUAUCACAAUUUAAUGAAUACAUAUGAAAAGUAUCUUAAAAAGCUUAAAUGUAAAUUUGAUUAUAUUAGUUAUUUCUUUUUAAAUAUGGAGAAUUUUAUGCUUUGGUUAUACAAACAUAAGAUUAGUAAAAAAAUAUACCAUUCUCGUAAUAAAAUGACAUUAACAAAUUAUGAGAAGAAUAUGGCUAUAAUUAUAUGUUAUAUAUGUACAGAAGGUAAUAUUAACUCCUUUUUUUUUCGAAAUUACCUAGAUGUGUUCUUUAUAUUAUUUUUAAAAAUAAUAUAUUUGAAUGAAAAUAUUAGCGAGUUAAAUAAUAGUGCAAAUAAUAUAAUACAAAAAGAGAAGAACAAUUUAAAACAUAAUUCGUUGUUAGAAUUUAAAAGGGAUACAUUAAGUAUGUUAAAUAAUAUAUUCAAUAUAAAUCAUAAUAAAAAGUUUGAAUAUAUGAAGAUUUUAAAUUUAUACUAUAGACAAAUUAUUCAUCAUUUAUUAUUUUUAUAUUACUAUUUUACCGUUAAAAAAUAUUAUGUAUUACAACUACAACUAGUACAUUUUAUAAGAUAUAUUUUACCCUUAUAUGAAAAGAAUAUUGAUAAGAAAUUUUUAACAAAUGAAAGUACCGAAAAAGAUAAGGUUUUUAAACGUAUGAAAUAUAAUAAUUAUGAAGAAUUUAUUAGUGCUAGUAAAUAUCAUUUUGAAAUAAUAAAUAGAAAUAAUUAUAAUAUGAAAAAUGAUGUAUUUAUUUUUAGUAUAUUAAGAAAAUCGAUGACGAUUAUUUUUAAUUUAAAUGAACAAGUUUUAUAUAAAGAAGUUUUAAAAACUAUUAUCGAUUUAAUAGAAAAUAUUAUUGAUGAAAAAGAAGUAAAAAAUUAUUAUCUAACCGUUUUCUUUUUAGAUUUAUUAUAUAUUAUAAAAAUGGAAGAUCAAAAAAAAAAGAAAAAUAUUUUUUUUAUUAUGAAAUUUUGUCAAUUUUUAAUAGAGAUAUUUAAAUUAAUUUAUAGAGAUGAAAUGAAAAAUGAAUUAAAAUGUGAUAAAAAAUUUCAAGAUGAUAAUAUUACCAUUGAUAUUAUAGAAAAUGCUUUAAGUAAUAAUAAAAUGUCCACAGCUAGCUUUUGUACCAUAUUUUCUAUAAAAACGGAUGAUAAAUUUGUAAAUGUACAACAUAAAAAUAUAUCGAACUUAUUCUCUGUUAUAUUUAAUUUAUAUGCAUUUCUUAAGAAAAAAAUCAAAUUAUAUUACAAGCAUAAUAAGCACUUGAUUAAUAAUGAUGACAAAAAUAAUGUAGUGAAUAAUAAUAGUUAUAUAUACUAUGAUAAUAAUAGUAACGUCUAUAAUAAUAAUAAUACUAACAUAUACAACAACAAUAAUAAUAAUGAAAAUAAUGCUUUUAAUAACAACAUGCCCAACAAUAGUAAUAUUAUGAAUAAUAUGAAUAAUAUGAAUGAUAUUUAUCAUAUAUCCCAACACACAAACAAUAAUAUUAGAUAUAAUGAUGUGUCUUCAUGUGGGGCAAGGGGACAUAACAUUAAUUCAAAUGAAAAUGUUAAUCAAAAUGAUCUAAAUAAUAAUAGUAAUUAUAAUUAUAAUCGAGGAAUGAAUAAUAUGAAUGGAGAUAUAAAUAAUAUAAAUGGUGAUAUAAAUAAUAUGAAUGGUGAUAUAAAUAAUAUGAAUGGAGAUAUAAAUAAUAUGAAUGGAGAUAUAAAUAAUAUGAAUGGAGAUAUAAAUAAUAUGAAUGGAGGCAACUUUAAGAACCCGAACUCUUACAAUAAUAAUAAUAAUAUGAAUUCGUAUUAUUCACAUAAUAGUAGUGAUUAUCAUAAGGAUAACGAUAAUAUGAGAAAUAAUGUAAAUAGUUCAAAUAGUAAUUUUCAUAAUAAUAAUCAAGAUGUACAGAUAAUGAAUAGAAAAAAUGAUUCAGAUGGAAAUGUGGGUAAUUUUGAUAACAACAGUACAUACAGUUAUAUGAAUAAUGUAAAUAAUGAUAUUUCAAUGAGACUUACCAACAUAAAUAAUAAUAAUAAUAUUAAUAUUAAUAAUAAUAAUAAUAAUAAUAAUAAUCUUUUUGCAUAUAAUAAAAAUAAUCCAAAUGCUUUGGUCAAUAAUAUGAACAAUCAAGAUAAACCAGAUCAACAUAAUAAUAGUCAUCAAUAUAUGUAUAAGGAAAACGAUAUGAACCAAUUUGGAAACAGUAAUUAUAAUAACAUGGAUAAUACAAAUAAUAAAUUUUAUAAUAAUUAUAAUUAUGGUAAGAAUGUCGAAGGACAUACUAUAUAUGAUAAUAAUAAUAAUAAUAAUAAUAAUUCGAAUAAUGGGGCGGUGAAUAUAAAUUCUGUACAAGGAGAAAAUAAUGUAAUGUCAAGAAAUAAUAUAUUGUUUAAUCAUAAUGUAAACAAUAAUGAAUAUUACUUUUCUCAAAAAAAUGAAGACAAUAUGGCGAGCAUGAAUAAUAAUCAUCAUAAUAAUUAUCAUAAUAAUAAUAAUAAUCAUCACAAUAAUAAUAUUAAUAAUCAUCACAAUAAUAAUAUUAAUAAUCAUCACAAUAUGAAUCGUAAUAAUAAUAUUUAUAGCGAGGACUCCAAAACAAAUGAGUGCUAUAGUAUGAGAGAAAAAAUGGGCGAUGUUAAUGUUGCUUAUAAUAGUAAUUUUUAUGAUGAUAAGAAUAAUUAUACACAUAUGAAAAAUGAUUUAAUAAAAAAUGAACAAAAGAAUAACUAUGGAUUCUGUAACAAUCAUGAAAAUACAUUUAUAUAUAAUUGUAAAAAUCGUAUGAAUAGAAAUAAUUAUGCUUUUAAUAUGGGUUCAAAAAAGAAUAAGAAAAUAAUGUUAUUAAAAGUUUGUUUAAGUAAUAUUAUAUCUAUUAAUAAAUUAUUAUAUUUUAUAACUAGGCCUGAGUUUUUGUUUAUUGACAAUUUGUAUAGUAUAUUCAAGGAUUAUAUAAAAAAUAGAAAUGAGUACAAUAAAGAAAGAUUAAGUAAAUCUGAUUAUUAUUAUGAACAGAGGGAGAAGUUAUAUAAGGAACAUAGAAGGAAAAUGAAUAGGCAAAAUAUAAGAACAGAUAGUAGUAACAACAACAAUAAUAAUAAUAUUAACAGCAACAAUAAUAAUAAUAAUAAUAAUAAUAAUAAUAAUAACAACAACAAUAAUAAUAAUAAUAACAUAUAUAAUAAUAAUAAUUAUUAUUAUAGUAGUAGUAUUAAUAAAGUCAGCUUUGAUGAUGAUGAAAAGAUCGAAGUAGAAAGUUUUUUAGAUCAUAACGGUGUAGUAGGUAGUAAUAAAAAAAUAAAAAGAGAAAAGAUACGUGAAUAUUUUAAGAAAGAAAAGAAUUUAUUAAAGAAAUUAAAUUUUAUGACAAAGUUUAGUAAGAAUACUAUAAAGAAAAGUAUGAUAGUUAUGAACAAUUCAGAUGAAUGUAUAGAAAAGAAGAAAUUGUCUUUUUCCUUAACAUUAUUAACAGAGUUUGAUGAUGUUAUAUUAAUAAAGAUUAUAGAUGAUUUAUUAAAUUAUUAUGAGAAAUAUAAAAGUAAAAUAAAUUUGAAUGAAUUUAUGUAUUUUCUAUUUAAUAUAUAUUUAAAUAUAUGUACAUUAACAAAAAGAAUUAUAAAUCAUUUUAUAGAUUUUAUAUUUUCUUUUAUAAAGAAGAUUACACAAACAUCACAAAAUAUAAUGAGUAGUUUAUGGUUUUUAUAUAUCUUAUUUAUUAUUGAGAAUAACCAUAUAUAUGUAUUUAAUGAUAAAUUACAAAAGAAAAUAAUAGUAGAACAAAUAAGUAUAUUAAUACAAAUAUCUUUAUAUAGUUAUUAUUCCAAAAAUGUAAAAAAUAAUUAUAAUAUACAAACACCUUUACCAAAUUUUGUUCAACCAUUUAAUAUAUAUUAUAUUAUCCAGAAUUAUUUUAUAAAUAAUAAUUAUUUUCAUAUAAAAAAGAAUAAUAAGAAUAUUAGAUAUUUUUAUAUAAAAAAUCUUAAAUUAAUAGAAAAGAAUUUUAAUAUUAAUGAUUAUUCAGAGAUAGCUGCUAUAAAUGCAUUAUCCUUUUUAUUAAUGUGUUUUUAUCAUACAGUUAAUUAUAAUGGUACAAAUAAAAGUUAUAUAUGUGAAUCAUCCGUCAAUAUAUUUUAUGAACAUUUUAGUAAAUAUAUAUCUUUAAUAUAUAAUAAUAGUUUACAAAAUAUAUUUUAUAGAUAUGUAUUUUUAUUAAUUAUGAAUUUAUUAAUAGACUAUAAUGCAAAUUCGAAAUAUUAUAUAAAAAAAAUUACAUUCGAUUUAUAUUCUUAUAUAACUAAUGUAGAUAUUAGAUGUAUCAAAGCUUUAUCAACAUUAUUUAAGAAACUUAAUGAAACGAAUAUAGAUGAAUUAUUACUAGUACCAACAAGUAGUAUCUUUUCUUUAAAAUUUAAUAUUAUUAAUUCGAGGAUUAAUUAUAUUAAUAAAUUGUCACUUAUUAUAUUGGCUGGAAAUCGAAAUUUCUAUUUAUGUCAUUUACCAAAAAUUGCAGAAAACAUAUCUGAAUAUAUUAAAUUUUGUAACGACUUAAAGUUAUAUAGAGAGAUAUUAAUAUUAAUAUGUAUUAUUAUUAUAAAAAAUGAUGAAAAUGAAAUAUAUAUUAUCAUACCUACCUUCAUUUCUUUAAUAUUACAAAUAUAUCAUGUCGAAAGGAUCAAAUACAAAAUGGCUGUAGAGAAUAUUAAUAAUAUUGAUAAAGAUGAUGAUAAUUAUAUAUAUGAUUUCAAUUCAUAUAAUAAUAAAGAUGUCCUUUCUUUAUUAAAAACAUUGUUAAUCAUAAUAAAUAUUUUAAUUAAAAGAAAUGUGAGUUUUAUUAAUUUCUAUUCUUGGAUAUUUUUUAAAGAUAUUUCUAUAAAAAAAAAUCGUCUUGAACAACAAAAUAGAGAACCAGGUAAUCUAAUGAUAUAUCCAGGACACAAAACAUUAGUGUAUAAUAAUAAAAAGAAGAAGCAGAAAAAUGUUGUACGUUAUGUAAGUUCAUCUAGUGAUAAGGAUGAAAGUAGUGUAUAUAAUAUAUCCGUGGAUGAAGAAAAUUCUUUAAAAACACAAGGAAGGUUUUUUGAUGAUACAUAUUAUAAAAGAAAGGAUAAUUCUGGAUAUACUAAUAAAAUGAAAAAUUUUAAUUCGCUUACGUAUGAAGAUAAAUCCUCAUUAAUGACAGGAAAUCAAACUAGUAGUACUAAGGAUGUUGGAGGUAUGGUAAACAAUGCUAUACGACAAAAUAUAGAACAGAAUAAUAUGAUACACCCUAACCAAAUAAAUAACAAUAAUAAUAAUAAUAAUAAUAAUAAUAAUGUGUAUAAUUUUAACGAUUUUACAAAUAGUAUGAAUCAACCAAAUGUUAUUAAUAAUAAUAAAAAGAAAAAAGCUUUUACUACUGAUGAUUAUUUUGUUAAAUAUGAUGAAAAUCAAAAAGUUACCAAACAAACAAAAUUAAAUCAUCAUAAUGAAGAUAAUUUAAAUGAUACGAUAACUGUUUAUUUGAAUUCUAAUCAAGAAGAUUAUUUAUAUGAAAGCAAAAAUAAUUUUACAUCUAUUAGAUCAGAACACAUUUCUUCAAUGGUGGAUAUAAAAAAGGGAUCUAUAUUAAAUAGUAAUAAUAUUCUAACAAAUGAUAAUAAUACAAAUAAUAAUAUUCAUAGUAAUAUUCAUAAUGGUAGUAGUAGUAAUAAUAAUAAUAAUAAUAAUAGUGUAUGUACAGGUAUAAAAUUAGAUGAAAGUAAAUUCGUACCUUUCCUUGAUAUUAUUGAAAGAAUAUACUCACCAAAUAAUAUAUUAAAUAAAAAAUAUGUAUCAUCUGAAGAAUUAAAAAAUGAAAAAAGUACAAGAACAUAUAAUAGUAGUUUACAAGAAGGUAGUGAUUAUGAUGAAGAAGAAGAUGAAGAAUAUGAUGUUGAUGCUGAUGUCGAUGUUGACGUAGACGUUGAUGACGAUGAUGAUGAUGAUGUUGAUAUAGUAGAUGUAGAUGUUGAUGAUGUGGUUGUUGAUUAUAAUUAUUAUGAUAAUGAAAAUAAUUCUGUUAAAAUUAUUGAUGUUGAUGAAAGAAAAAGAAGUGUACAUUUUUAUCCCCAACAUCUUGAUGGAAAUACGUUAAAAAAGAAUUUAUAUUAUAAUGAUAAUUAUUUAAGAGAAUAUAUAUUAAGUACAAAAAAUGAAUUAUCUGGAUAUUCAUCUUUUGAAAAUAAUCUUAGUAGUUCAUCUGUUAAUUCUAUAAAGAGUAAUUUUUCAAAUACCUUUUCGAAGGAUAAUAUAAAUAAAAAUAUUAUAACAGAUGAUACAUCAGAUGAUAAUGAUAUGAUGAAUAGUAAUAAUAAUAUGAAUAGCAUGAUGGUACCUUAUAAUAUGCAUAUGACAGAUGACGAAUUUCAAGAAAACAUAAACAAUAAUAACAAUAAUAAUAAUAAUAAUAAUGAUAAUAUGUAUCUUUCAUCAGAUGAUGGUUAUCCCAGCCAAAGUAACCACAAGUGGAUUCAUUUUAAUAGCUUAUUAAAUUAUGACAUACAUGAAUUAAGUAAAAAAAAAAAGAAAAAGAAAAAAAAAAUAUCCAUACACUCUUGUAAAAAUUUACCACUCGUAUUAGUUUACUUAUCCAAAAAAAUUAAAUUAAAUUUCUAUAAAUACUCAAUGAAGAAACCUAAAGAAGAAACAAUCAUCUUAUUAAAAGAAUUAAAUUCUGUAGAAAAUGAUAUUAACGAUUUGUUCCUAGAAGUAGAUUUAAAUGAAGUAUAUUACGAUUUUUUGAUUAGAUAA